Chrysoperla carnea is the source of this 1281-nucleotide messenger RNA. RefSeq lists its product as uncharacterized. NCBI's taxonomy places the organism in Eukaryota, Metazoa, Arthropoda, Insecta, Neuroptera, Chrysopidae. The record is from RefSeq and is a predicted model, not a curated record. Gene Ontology annotation, molecular function: nucleic acid binding. The transcript has 2 exons. Gene Ontology annotation, biological process: DNA integration. The coding region runs from base 6 to 956 and encodes 316 amino acids.
GACAAAUGAUAAACAGAAUAUACCCAUAUUACACAUCACAAAAGCUGUUAGAUAACAUACAAAGAAUUUGUAAAACAUGUAACAUUUGUAAAAGAAAUAAGUCUAGAGGUCAAACAAAAUAUGGAUUGAUGUCACACUUAGGCCCAGCUACAAAACCAUUUGAGAUAGUAUCGGUUGAUACAAUUGGCGGAUUUGGUGGCCAAAGAUCAACAAAACGAUAUCUCCAUCUUCUGGUCGACCACUUUACAAGAUAUGCAUGGAUUUUAACAUCAAAAACUCAAUCUGCAAAUGAUUUUAUAAAACUUGUGCAAAGCACUAUGGAAGUAGGAAAGAUAGAAAUUAUAAUGACAGAUCAAUACCCAGGAAUUAAUUCAAAAGAGUUUAAAAACUAUCUCAAGAACCAAGACAUUAAGCUUAUAUUCACAGCCCUAAAUGCACCGUUCUCAAACGGACUAAAUGAAAGACUAAAUCAAACAAUAAUUAACAAAAUAAGAUGCAGAAUUAAUGAAAAUACAGAAAAGAAAGCUUGGACAACGAUAGCAAAAGAGUGUAUAGAUAGAUAUAACGAAACAGAACAUUCAACUACGAGCUUUACACCAAAAUAUUUAUUAGAUGGAACAGACACAAGUCCACUACCAGACGAACUCAAAGAAGAUAAGACUGCAGAAGAUUGGAAAACUGAUAGAAAAUUAGCCUUACAGAAAACUAUAAAGUCACAUGAAUAUAAUAAAAGAUUGUUUGAUAAAAAUAGAAAAGAACAUGAAUUUAAUGAAGGAGACUUAGUAUAUGUUGAAAACGGAAAUAAACUAAACAGGAAAAAAUUGGAUGAACUCAGAAUUGGUCCAUUUGAAAUAAUAGAAAAGGUAUCAAACUCAAUCUACAGAAUAAAAACCGGGAGAAGAAACGAAGAAACAUCAUUGUUCCACAUAACAAAAUUACUACCAAUAGAGCAAUGAGCAUUGAAAAUCCUUCACGGAAUUUUCACGGCGGGAGGGGGAGAUGUAAAGAAAGUAUACUUUCUUCAUUUGAACCUGCCGCGCUCCGGACACAACGCGCCGCAUUUAACUAAUAUCCGCUAGAUGGAACAAUAGAAUGACAAAUGAAUUUGUCAUGGUGAAUUAAUAAACAGAUUGUAACAACAUAAAAGUGAUAAUUAAUAUAUAGAUGUUUAAGAGUGUUAAAGGAGUGAACAGAGAAGUGAUAAUAAUAAACUUUAAUUGUCGUUUCUUUGUUUUACAGAGAAACCAAUAGUUUAUUUUAUUGAACUUUUAACACCCUUAU